UCGCAAACAUCCUAAUCUCUUUUGCUUUAUGUUUGAUUUUAAACCUAUGAAUUACUGGUUUGGCUUCUUUGUUUACUUCAUUUCUAUAUCCACUGCAAAGUCUCUGUAUGGUUCCAUGUGGAAGAAUUUGCAAAAUAAGCUGUGUAAAUUGCAUUCUUAAUUAACCACAAUUAACUAACACUUCACUUUUUUGGUUUCUCUCUCUGUGUCAACCCUCUCUAAAAGCUUAUCAUUCACAGAGAUUCAGAUCGAUCUCAGUGAUUUCAUCUCAGAGCGGUUUCGAUUUCGAAGCUCCAAAACACCAUCUGCACCAUCGUCUACUAAGAACCAGGAUUGGCUCAUGGUCUGGGCUGUGAUGUGGAUGCUUUUCAAUAUGAUCAAGUUUCGUAAGCCUUGCACGACUUGAGAUAACAUGAUGGUAGCAAAGCAAAGCAACAACUUUGAUCCUCGUGCUGCUGCUGCUAAUUUCCCUUCAGGUGUGCAAGCAUAUUUGGCUGGGCUUACAUUCGCAUUAGCCGUUUCACCUUGCAGCACUGCUGUGCUGGCAACCCUGCUUGGAUAUGUAGCUGCAUCCAAGGGUGAUGCUUGAUGGUGGUAGACUCUCCAUUAGCAGGGCCUUGAAGAUAAAGCUUGGCGAACAAAGCAAAGUAGUGUUCAACUUCUUGGUGCUAUGGCUUACUGCGCUCCACAGCAACUUUCUCAAUGCCUUCCUAAGAUUGUGCCAAAAUUGACAGAGGUGCUAACAGACACCCAUCCUAAAGUUCAGUCAGCGGGGCAAACAGCCCUUCAGCAGGUUGGGAAUGUGAUUAAAAAUCCAGAAAUUGCUGCUCUUGUCCCAACACUUCUAAUGGGCCUUACAGACCCCAAUGACUACACGAAGCAUUCCCUUGAUAUUCUUCUCCAAACAACAUUUAUCAAUUCGAUUGAUGCUCCUUCACUCGCACUGUUGGUACCAAUAGUUCAUAGAGGGCUAAGAGAGAGGAGUGCUGAAACUAAAAAGAAAGCUGCCCAGAUAGUUGGAAACAUGUGCUCUUGAGUGACUGAACCGAAGGAUAUGAUUCCUUACAUAGGUUUACUCCUUCCUGAAGUAAAAAAGGUUCUUGUGGAUCCAAUCCCUGAAGUUCGGUCUGUUGCUGCAAGGGCCCUUGGUUCUCUCAUAAGAGGAAUGGGAGAAGAAAACUUCCCAGAUCUUGUUUCAUGGUUGUUAGAGACACUCAAGUCUGAUGGUAGUAACGUUGAACGCUCUGGAGCUGCUCAAGGACUAAGUGAGAUUUUGGCUGCACUAGGAAAGGAUUAUUUUGAGCAGAUACUUCCUGAUAUCAUUCGGAACUGUUCUCAUCAAAAAGCAUCCGUGCGUGAUGGUUAUUUGACACUUUUCAAGUAUUUCCCAAGGUCAUUAGGUGUCCAAUUCCAGAACUAUUUGCAGCAGGUGUUGCCUGCAAUCCUAGAUGGCCUUGCUGAUGAGAAUGAAUCUGUUCGUGAAGCUGCACUUAGUGCUGGGCAUGUUCUGGUUGAGCAUUAUGCAACAACUCAGGCCCUAAUAUUUGUGACACGUUCUAGGAGUUGGUCUUUCGUUGAACGUCCUGGCCUUUUGCUAGUGGUGGCUUUUGUUGUUGCUCAGUUGGUAAGUGAACUGCUAUUUUCUAUUCUUUUCUUUAUUUUUUCCAGGCAAGUGCAUCCUAAGUCCUAGUUACUUGAAGAAUGACCUUUAGAAUAAACUUUCCGUUUGUGUGAGCAGGUUGCUACACUGACAAUAGAGGAUUGAUUUCAAUUCCUUUUUGUGAAAUCAAGAGAUUAGUUGGCUGAUGUUUUCAAUGAAGGUUUUUGUAGUAGGAUUUUUUACCAUUGUUUAUGCUUAGUGUUGGUUAGUAGUAGUUUGAGGCAUAAUUGUGUACUUUGGAUCACUUCAAUAUAAAUGCUUUUGUUUAUGGUAGGGAACCUUAAUUUUGGGUCUCUUAUUAGCCAUGUUUACAUUUACCAUUGUGAUUCCCCCUUACUUAUUUUGCAUCCCUUUUUUAUUUCCAUUGAUUUUGUGGCUUGAUUUUCAUUGUUGUUGGUUCUGUUUCAGUAACCUAUGGAGGACUACAUCUGAAGAAAAGAGAGAGUUGGAGCGUCUGGAAAAACCCAUAUAUAAUUCUGUUAGUUGAGCUGCAGAAGUUCAUCAUCAGGUUCGAAAAUACAUCAAAGGUAUUUUGAAGCCUGGGAUGUUAAUGAUUGACUUAUGUGAAACCCUGGAGAAUACCGUCCGUAAGGUGAUAUGGGAGAAUAGUCUACAAGCAGGCAUUGCGUUCCCUACAGGGUGCUCUUUGAAUUGGUAAACAUUUAGUCUGGCAUAUGAAGAUCUUUCCGGGUUCAUUUUUUAUUUUUAUUUUUGCAAUUUUUUUAGAAAGAAUGGUGUUUUGCUAAGUAUUGGGUACGAAUUCUUCAAUUUGUGUUUAUUUUGGUGAAUCUUAUUACAGUUUAUGUUAUGAUGUAAGCAUGUAGACCAAUGAAGACUACAACUUUAAUG
This is a messenger RNA of Camellia sinensis, 2509 nucleotides long. Lineage: Eukaryota; Viridiplantae; Streptophyta; Magnoliopsida; Ericales; Theaceae. The record is from RefSeq and is a predicted model, not a curated record.